Messenger RNA from Didymella exigua CBS 183.55, 2553 nucleotides. RefSeq lists its product as uncharacterized. The coding region runs from base 436 to 2421 and encodes 661 amino acids. Lineage: Eukaryota; Fungi; Ascomycota; Dothideomycetes; Pleosporales; Didymellaceae. The transcript has a single exon. The record is from RefSeq and is a predicted model, not a curated record.
GAUUGCUCGAUCUUCAAGGGUCAAGGGCCAGGGCUGAGAGGAAGGCUUCGGCGAGCAGUCAAUCAACUGACAGACAUUGACCGUCAGCGAUGGAGAUUAUGAGCGGCUGAGAGUGGUGAGUAGCUGCUAAUUACGUCUCAUCUUAUCAAACCUUCCUCCAAACGUGGGUCCUUAGCUUACCGGCGGGAUAUACUCUGGGCCAAAAGUGCUAUUCCAGCGAACCAUUCGGAACUGUCAGAAAUCAGGGGUAACACUGCCCUGUGGUGCCCAAGCUUGAAACUCGAAAACAUAUAUGAGGCUGCAUCUCUUGCAGCUUUCUGGUCCUUACCCACAGUCGUUUCUUGGACCGAUCACUCUUUCGCACUCAUUAUCUGAGCGUCGACCACACUCUUUAUACCUUACCUAAGUCAUUCGUUAAUUUAAUACUUAAUCAACAUGCGUUACGCACUUAUCUUUGCCGGUGUUGCGGCUGCCUACGAUGCCUACGGCUCCGACAGCUACCCCGAGUACAAGGCCAGCUCCAGCACCCCGGCCGUCAAGUACUCCACCUCUGCUCCCGCUUACGGUGGCUACGGAGAGGAGCACAAGACUUCCUCGUCUCCUGCUCCUAGCACGACUCCUUGCAGUAGCUCUAAGCUUGGCUACACCACCAUCUACCCGGGCUACGGCAAGCAGCCUGUGACUGUUACCUCCCAGUACCAGCCGUACCCCACCUGCGGUGCCGCCGGCUCUGAUGGCAAGUCUUGCAACAAGUGGAACGAUGACAAGUACGUCUCGACUGUAAUCAACGAUUACAACUCCAAGAAGGUCACCGUUACCCACGUUGAGAAGCCCAUCACCGUCUACCAGACCAAGACCACCAUCACUCACUACCCCACCGCUUCUUCUGGUAAGGCAUACUCCACUGGCAGCUACGGCUCCUACGAUACCAAGAAGAAUGCCACCCAGCCGUGGUACGAGAUGAACGAGAAGAUUCACGAGAUCAAGUACAAGGAUCUCGGCGCUCACGGCCUGCCUGGCUACGGCGGCUCCGGUCUCUGCAAGACUUGCGACGACGAGCAGCCCUACAAGGUCAAGGAGUACAAGAACGGCAAGUGGUCUGAGUACGAGGCUACAGCCAUCUACAAGGCUCCCACUCCUGAGACCAAGACCUACGAGAAACCCGGUGUGUACACCGAGCCCGCCAAGGACGUCACCGUCACCUACACCAUCACCAGGCCUUCUGAGGCUACCACCACUGCUAAGGCCGGUGUUCCCGUCACCUACGGUGGCUACACGACCGACUUCAAGUCCACUGGUGUAAAGACUUGCGCGUACGGCGCCUACGAGACCGGCAAGGACAAGAACGGCAACGAUGUCACCUCAACCGUUGUCAAGACUGUCACCGUCACUGUCUCUACCACUGGCAAGUACGAGGUCGCUAAACCCACCACCACCGUCUAUGCCCACGACACCGAGGUAAAGUACCCUACCGUCUCAGUAUACAAGCCCGGCGUUUAUCACAAGGACGCUCAGACCGUCACCAUCACCAAGUCCGGCGACUCGGCUUCUUGCGAGUACAAGCAGACCAAAACCUACCCCGCCAUGCCUGAGAAGACUCCCGCCUACGGCGACGAGUACCCCUACGGCGGAAAGUCUUCCAGCAAGCCUUCCGUCGAGACCAAGACCUACUCUCAGGACUACCCUCACUCGACUCCCGUCUACGGCGAUGAGUACCCUCCCUAUAGCCAGUCUUCCAGCGAGCCCUCUAUAGAGACCAAGACCAGCAUCUACUACCCCGAGUACCCUGCAAGCUCUUCCACUCCCGUCUACGACGACAAGAAGUCUUCCAGCACUCCUUGCCCGAGCUCCUCCAAGCCCUACGCGGAGACUAAGACAUACCCCGCUUACCCAACUUCGACCCCUGUCCACGGUGAGGAGUACCCUCCCUACAAGUUCAGCAGCUCGAAGCCCUCGGUAGAGACCAAGACCAAUUCCGAGGACUACCCCCACAGCACACCUGUCUACGGCGGCGAGUACCCUCCCGCUAAGAUCUCCUCAGUCCCCGCCCACCCAGCCACAACCACCGUCCCUUACCACGAGGACGCAACUUCCACCCCCUGCCCCAGCUCCACAAAUCCCGUCGUCGACUACAAGAGCACUGCCUACCCUGAGUACCCCGAGUACCCUGCCGCCUCUUCCAGCGCGCCUGUGCACGACGAUAAGCCAACUCCCACUCCGGCCAACUACGACGACAGCAAUAAGUUCAGCUACGCUCCCUCGCCUUCCAAGACCGCCGCUGCCUACCCCGAAUACUCCGCCGAGCCCUCGGAAGACAAGGAGAACAGCUACGAGACCGGCAACGGCUACGGCUACGCUAAGCGUGCUGGUGUUGUGCAGCGCCGCCAGGCCAACGUUGCCCAGCGCGGCAACCGCGUCUAAGUCCGCUCAGAAAUGAGUGGAUAAGGAUGUUUCUUUGUGUUGAUUAUGUUCAUAUGUUCGGAGGAUCGGUAUACAAGAACGACUGUAGAUGUUUAGUUUACUUUAAUGCAAACAUCACACUAAAUAGCUGCU